This is a messenger RNA of Drosophila subpulchrella, 1412 nucleotides long. Its product is annotated as zinc carboxypeptidase. The record is from RefSeq and is a predicted model, not a curated record. Lineage: Eukaryota; Metazoa; Arthropoda; Insecta; Diptera; Drosophilidae. Gene Ontology annotation, molecular function: metallocarboxypeptidase activity; zinc ion binding. The coding region runs from base 52 to 1329 and encodes 425 amino acids. Gene Ontology annotation, biological process: proteolysis. The transcript has 4 exons.
UCCGGAACCUCACAGUGAACGCUUCAACGUUCAACCCACUAAACACCUAAAAUGAAACUACCAAUCCUCCUGAUCGCCGUAGUGGCCUUGGUGGCCACUGUGACGGCCAAGUCCGCUCCUGGUCGCAUGGCAGCGCGGUACGACAACUUCAGGAUCUACCAACUGGACAUUGAAACGGAGUUGCAAAUGGACGAGCUUAAGAAGAUUCACGAGCACAUCACUGUGCACAUCCUCAACGAACUGGGUGCUCCCGGAAACAAGUACAAUGUUAUUGUGGGUCCUUUGUUCCACAGGGUCUUCGAGAAGACCAUGAAACUCCUGGAAAUCGUCUACGAAGUGAUUGUCGAUGAUCUGCAGAAAUUGAUAGAAGACUCUUCUGUCGGCGACGAUUCCCAAAUGGAAUGGGAGGGCUACCACUCCCUGGAGACCAUUUACGAUUGGGUGGAUCAGGAGUGCGCUGCCCACGAUUUCCUGGAGUGCAAAGUGAUUGGACAGUCCUACGAGGGUCGUGACAUCAAGAGCAUUAAGCUGUCGAAGCGAUCGGGCAACAAGGCCAUCUUCCUGGAGGGCAACAUCCAUGCCAUGGAGUGGAUCUCGUCGGCCACCGUCACCUUCCUCCUGAACCAGCUGAUCAACUCUGAGGAUCCCGCGAUGCAGCGUCUGAGCGAGGAGUACGACUGGAUUGUGGUGCCCAUGGUGAACCCCGAUGGCUUUGUCUACACCCACGAUGUGGAGAGGUUGUGGCGCAAGAAUCGUCGCCCCAACGGAUACAGCAACGAUACUGGAGACUGCUAUGGCAUCGACAUGAACCGCAACUUCGACUACCACUGGGGUGGUGCGGGCUGGAACAUCGACGAGCCCUGCGAUCACUGGUUCGGCGGCGAAGAGCCCAACACUGAGGUGGAGAUCAUCUCCCUGCAGAAGUUCGUGAGCUCCUUCGAGGACGGCUACAUCCGGUCGUACAUGGCCUACCACGCCUACGGACAGUAUGUGCUCCUGCCCUACGGACACUCCAACACCGAGUUCCCCCCGAACUACGAGCAGAUGAAGCGCAUUGCCGCCGCUUUCUCGGAUGCCGCCGCUGAUGUCUACGGUUCCACCUUCACCUAUGGAGCCAGUGGCCUGCUUAACUAUGUCGUCUCUGGAGCUGCCAAGGACUGGGCCUACGGCGUGAAGAACAUCCCCUUCACCUGCACCGUGGAACUGCGGGACAAGGGGACCUACGGAUUCUUCCUGCCCUCCAACCAAAUCACCGAGGUGGGCCUCGAGGUCACCGCUGGCCUGAUCGCCCUGGUCGACAAGGCCGCCGAGGAGGGAAUUUUCGAUUAAAAGCUUGUUCUGUGUUCAUUCAAGAGCAGGUGCUGUGAAUAAUAAAUAUAUAAAUUUAUAUUUAUACAUUUGAACAUUCAAAA